Molecule: messenger RNA, 559 nt
Organism: Physella acuta
Lineage: Eukaryota; Metazoa; Mollusca; Gastropoda; Physidae
Product: protein DD3-3
Source: RefSeq, a predicted model, not a curated record
UACACAGCAGUAGCAAGUGUUUUGGAUAUCCGGAUUCUAAAAAUGGAGUUUAUUUAAUUUCGUAACAGCUGAUAUAGGCAGGCCCAGUAACUAGAAUCUAGUAGUAAACUAUAGGAUUAGUAAUGAAAUGUAUUGUAAUAAAUACAUUAAAUUUGUUUUUACGAGUGAACAACUCGGCAACAGAAGUCAAAUAUUGAACAAGCAACCAUUAAUUUAACAUGAAGAACAUUCUAGUGAUUUUAAUUCUCGUUAUAUCGAAUAUCGUAAGAGGAGAUAUAUAUCUUCACAAUCCAAGGGGAAGUAACAACCGUCUUGAUGAGGCGACUCGGGAAAGAGCGAAUGGCAAUAACAACUUCGACUCGCAGAACAACGACAGGGGCGGCUACAACGUGGGGUCACUGUACUACUAUCAAGGUUCUACGAUCUCGGUGGAAUGGACCAAUCAGCAUUCGUGUAACAACCCGAACAACCACUGUGAGCUGAUCUUACAAUACAUGUGUGCUGAUACUGUUCGGGACGGCGCCACCACGCAGUGAGUCACAUUUCAGCCACUUGUUGG